ACCGUUCUGGUGCCAGGAACUGGAUCGCAAAGCAGAGAAGGAAGGAGGAAACCAGAGGGAAUAAGUGACGGAUACAAAACAACGGGGGUCAUAUUGGAUAUAUUUGGUCACUUAGCUAUGGCUACAAAGACAGAAUAGUGAGAUCUAGUGUUUUUCAGACAUGAGGCUUGGCUGAUGUUCAGUGAGAUAGCUAGCUGCUCCCGGAUUCGCUCAUCGAAGUUUUGGCUUAAGAAGUUCACAGCGGUACGGCUAGCCAUUAACGUUAUCACCGGGAGUGUUUUCUACCGCUGACACAGCCCGACUCUCACAGACAACAUGGUGUCCUGGAUGAUUUCGAGAAGCGUUGUGCUGCUGUUUGGGACCUUGUAUCCUGCAUACUACUCUUACAAAGCUGUCAAGACCAAAAAUGUCAAAGAAUAUGUGCGAUGGAUGAUGUACUGGAUUGUUUUUGCCCUUUACACUGUGGUGGAGACAAUCACUGACCUAACACUGGCAUGGUUUCCCCUGUACUACGAGCUGAAGAUAGCCUUUGUGAUCUGGCUACUAGCGCCCUACACCAGAGGAGCAAGUCUCAUUUACAGAAAGUGUCUGCACCCUCUGCUGUCCUCCAGAGAGAGGGAAAUAGAUGAGUAUAUCGUCCAGGCCAAAGAGAGAAGCUAUGAAACCAUGGUGAACUUUGGAAAGCAGGGACUGAGCAUCGCAGCCACCGCUGCUGUCACUGCAGCUGUCAAGGGUCAGGGUGCCAUCACAGAGAAGCUGCGGAGCCUCAGUAUGCAUGACCUGACACAGAUAAACCAGCAGGACGACAGAGGAAACCCGCUGUACCAGUACAGCUCCCACUCAUCCAACCCCGCCAUGAGGAGAUCUCAGAGCAGUGAUGUUGCCGAUGGCUCAGAGUACUAUUACGACCAGGAUGAGAGGACAGAUGAAGAGACUGAGCCGACGUUCUCUGAGGACGAGGCCGUUAGUCAGAAAGGACUGAGACGAUCGCAGAGCGCCAAGAUCUCACGAUCCAGAGUCCGUAAAGACGUUCGUUAUGGAUCUCUGAAGAUUAAAGGCAAGAAGAGACCAGCGCUGAGCUCUGUUAAUUAUGGAAUAUGAAAAGACUUCUGCGCGCACACACACACACACACACACACACACACACACACACACACACACACACACACACACACAUGCACGCACAGCAGAGCAGCCAGCUGAUUGGUGGAUGGUAUUGUCUAUAUUCCAGCUCUUCCUGGUCUGAUGGUUUAAUCUCUGCUGACAUAUUUAUUACCAAUUCAUCCAAAAACAGAGACUCAGAGAGUUUACUCUCAGAGAACUUUGAUGUUUGUCUUUGAGACAAUGACGUACAUAAGGUUUUUUGCAUGGACUUGUGUUUGUUUCAUCUGUCAUUCAUGUGUGUAGGUGUGAUGUUAUAUAUCUGUGGUCUUUUAGAUUUUAGAUCCAUCUGUUUGUGGUACCACUUUCCAACAAGGCAUCCUCUGUGAAGAGGACUGACUAAUGACUUAACUAUUAAUAAAGCCAUUAACUAAUGCUUUAAAGUGCAGUUAUAAGCUAUUAAUAAGAACAACUUGUAGGUGGCCAGGUUUUGAAAAAUCCAUUUUAACCUCCUCCAACAUGACACUUGCUUUGUAGAUUUGGCCUUUUUAUUAGUGAGUCACCCAAUUUUUUCAUCAAGUUGUUGUUGAAACAUUUUAUUCAAAACGUUAAACAUUUUUAAGUGCAGACCCUAUGACCCUUAAUUAAAGCUUCAUUAAUUAGGUUUUUGGCCACUAGGGGGCGGCAGUACAAGCUGUACACACAUGUAGCAUGUUGUCACCUCUUGAAGUUGUUAUAAUGAACAUAUUAGCAACAUUAGCAUUCAUUAGGAGUUGUUUCUCACUCUUGGCUCACAUUACAAAUUGAUCCAUUGUUAAUAUAAAAAUAAUGACAAAAUCAGCUCAUUUGAACGAACACAUUCUUCCUCUUACAAAUGAAAAUUUGAAUUCAUGAGCAGUAAAACACACCACUGCUCGUCUCAGUGCUCUCAGGGGUUUUACAGCUUGUCGUACUGUGUUAUGACCAAUCGCGUAUGGUGACUAAUGUUAACAAACUUUAGAUGGAUAUGACUUGUAACAUUAUAGAGUCAUGUCCCAGACUUACACUACAGUUUAGCUUUUAUUACUUUUAUCACAGUUAAAUGAAUUGUAAGUGCCCCUUGCAGCCACAGUAGCUGCUGUCAUUCACAAUGUACACAGUUUAAAAUUUACUGAGCUACCCUUUAAUAAUGGAUAUACAAAUAACAGUAUAAUGUGAGACUGUCCACUACCUGCUGAGCAGCAAACAGCAGGUAGACACAGAAUAUUGAAUAUUGGACUUCAUAAGCCUUAGAACAUCCCAGCAUUUUUCACAGCAAACAUCAUAACAAGCCAAAGAUAUUUUUAACAACCUGGCAACCCAAAAGUUGAGUUUAUUAUUGUCUUAUAAAUGACCUGCACAGUAUUACCAUAUAAUUUAAUUAUCCGUGAAGUAAGCUGUCAGUUUCAGCUUAAAGCCCCUCAUGAAGACGACCUUUUGAAACAUGGUGCCAGUUUUGCUUCUGCUGCCUUUUGUAUUUUAUCAAUAAGGAAGCUCUGACACUAGUGUUGGAGUCUGUUAACCUCUGUAUGGCUCAGUAUAGUAACAGACUAUUUUUAUCUUGGUGGACACAUUUAGCUGCAGACAUUUGCAACAUUCCCCGUCACAGUGGUGACAAUAUGAGAGCCUGAGUCUCAUCGGGAUCCCAGCUGUACUAACUUCACCUUUGAACUUUAGGAGAGGAGGAACUGAACCUACCUCGACUCAACCUUUAUAAAAACCAGCAGAUCAACACGAUCCCUUAUUGCCAUCAGAGGAAGACAGUGGACACCAGGGAAGAGAAAACCAAAUGAAUGAAACAAAGUCAUUCCUCCAGGAACUCCCUCUCACUAUUGAUUAUUUCUUAUUUUCCUGCUUUUUACUUGUGUAUUUUUAGGGUAUUUAGGGAAUUAACUGUGUGUCCUGAUCACAUCCCUGGUUGUAAAUUUCGAGCUGUUUUUUGUUGUAUCAGUGAAUAUUAUCUUUUUGAAUUUUAUUAUUUUUGUAACCACCUGUUUUUGCACAUAUACCUCCUCCCAAAUCUUUUUUUUUUUUUUUUUUUUAUUAUCAGUGCUGUUGUUGCUCGUCAUCUCAUUUUAUAAUGUACUUUGCUGUGGGAGGAUGCAGCACCGAGUGUGAGCUUUUUAACGUUUGACUUGUUUUUGUCCUCCAGUGCUGAAGUCAGUGCUACACUGCUGACAGCCUGUAGAAGUUGCUGUGGAGAGAUAGAAGAGUCGGUAUAUGUUGUUUCUCUGGCAGAAACAUUGUCCUUCCAAUCCAUUGUUGUGCUUCUGAUUCAGCAGAACGUAUGUCCUAAAGUACAAUAACUACUAUAGACUUAUUUUGAAAAAUCAAGUGGUGUCUUCCAGGAUGACAGGGACUGUCUUGAAAGAUAAAGAAUGAGGACUGGAUUUUUUUUUUUUGCUUUGAAAUCGCAGAAGGAAGAUAUCUCUUCAUGGCCAGUUCGAAGAAGAGGAACAAUCACAGCGACCAAUAAAGCUCAGUGUGCAUAUGGACAUGUGACCAUUGUUUACUGCAGGGCUGUCACUUUUUAUCUGUCCAAAUUCAAACUAGCCGUCUAUAAGCGUAUCAGACAGUUUGAAGUAGUUUGUGUUGUAGUCCAGCAGAGGCUGCUCCUCAAAUCCACUAUCAGCUUGACCUAUUACGCCCUACUGACCUAUUAGAAAACUAAAUUAAUCAAUAAAAACGGAGGAGGACACUACAGAACCAAGCUGCACUGAUCGGAUCAAAUCAUGACACCAAAGCAUCUGAGAAGCAGAGUGUGGAAGUAUUUUGGAUUCCUCACUGUAGAAACAAAGAUGGGGCUGACUACUACAACAACAUCCACCUGCUGCAGCAGCCCAGGUGAAGCACAAACCACAGGAGCUACACACUCAUAACCAGUGGGUUAUUGCACUUUAUGGGUUUGUAUUAAUUGAAACAAAUCACAUGAUAGUUUGAAUUUCUUCAAACAUGAAGUUUUAAAAACACGACAGCCAUCAUUUUUAAGAUGGACUUCAUAAAAUGCAAAACUGGUCUUGAAGUACAACUGCAGGGGUGUUGCAUUGCGUUACAUACAUUCUGUCAUCGUUUGUGUGGAAGUCUGCACAGUCGUAUAAACAGGACGGCACAUGUGCAGUGUGUUCCCUUCUGCUUGUGUGCGUGGACACACGGCGCUCGCCACCAUCAUCAAUCAUCAAAGCAGGGAAUAUCUUUGGAAGAACAGUGUCCAUCCCUCCAGUAGAUUCCAUCGCAUUUGGAGAAUAUUUAUGCUUUAUAGACAGGAAGCUUUAGUUUGGUUUUGAAUUGAGGUGCAACAACAGGCCAAACUUGCUCAUGUCAUGAUGUCCGUUUAAUGCUCAUAACUCACUAAUGAUACCAAAGCUUCAUGUACUCACCCAGAGUGUGGCUGAGUUGUUGGGUCUGUGUAGGUAAAAUGUCUGGUGUGUGGAACGUUGGGUUUUAAAUGCAAUAAAAUAAAGGCCCUUUAAGUAAGGGCAGCAAAUGUC
Messenger RNA from Seriola aureovittata, 4607 nucleotides. RefSeq names its product receptor accessory protein 3b (gene reep3b). Gene Ontology annotation, cellular component: cytoplasmic microtubule; endoplasmic reticulum tubular network; endoplasmic reticulum membrane. NCBI's taxonomy places the organism in Eukaryota, Metazoa, Chordata, Actinopteri, Carangiformes, Carangidae. The transcript is spliced from 8 exons. Gene Ontology annotation, biological process: endoplasmic reticulum tubular network organization. The record is from RefSeq and is a predicted model, not a curated record. Bases 316 to 1101 code for a protein of 261 amino acids. Gene Ontology annotation, molecular function: microtubule binding.